Molecule: messenger RNA, 5745 nt
Organism: Dunckerocampus dactyliophorus (ringed pipefish)
Lineage: Eukaryota; Metazoa; Chordata; Actinopteri; Syngnathiformes; Syngnathidae
Gene: fgf2
Product: fibroblast growth factor 2
Exons: 3
Coding region: 346-813 (155 amino acids)
Biological process (GO): fibroblast growth factor receptor signaling pathway; cell differentiation; positive regulation of gene expression
Cellular component (GO): cytoplasm
Molecular function (GO): fibroblast growth factor receptor binding; growth factor activity
Source: RefSeq, a predicted model, not a curated record
GCCUUGCGCACAGAUCUAAGCCAGCUGCUUUGAUUAAACCACUACGCAGCAAGACUGCAAGACCAUCCAUCCCCCAACCAUUAGAGCAGCUCUGCAAACAGCAGGCGAGCACAUGCAAACUUUAGCUUUGUGGACAUUUUUUUUAAUCUGCCGGGAGCUCACCAAGGAGACCUUCUGUUUGCAAUUCUCCCUCCAUAAAGGGCACUAGAGGCCCUGCGACCCCCGAGUGAGUGUGAAGCUCUGCGGAGGAGGGGAGGAGGGACGUUAGUGGGAGGUGGGAGGCCUACGGUGGGGCUGCUUCCAGAAAGGAGACAGACGAAGAAGUCGCCAGGAAGCGAGGAGAAGAUGGCCACAGGAGAGAUCACAACGCUUCCCACCACGCCUGAAGACGGCGGCAGUGGCGGCUUCCCCCCCGGAACCUUCAAGGAGCCCAAGAGGUUGUACUGCAAAAACGGGGGCUUCUUCUUGAGGAUAAAGGCAGACGGAGGCGUGGACGGAAUCCGGGAGAAGAGCGAUCCCCACAUAACACUCCAGCUGCAGGCGACCUCAGUGGGGGAGGUGGUCAUCAAAGGGGUUUGUGCCAACCGCUACCUGGCCAUGAACAGAGACGGACGACUGUUUGGAGCGAGACGCGCAACGGAGGAAUGCUACUUCUUGGAGCGUCUGGAGAGCAACAACUACAACACUUACCGCUCCAGGAAAUACCCCACCAUGUACGUGGCGCUGAAGCGGACAGGCCAGUACAAGUCGGGAAGCAAAACCGGACCGGGUCAGAAGGCGAUACUCUUUCUCCCGAUGUCCAGCAAAUGCUAACCAGGGAUGAGGUUGGCUAAACGUAAACGUCUUAGGUGUGAUGGCAGUGAAGGAAGGUACUGUAUGCCGCCACUGCCUGGCAUAGCUGUGAUCUUUUACGACUCAUUUAUUCCCCACACACCUGCUCGCGUUUUUUUUAAACAAUCGCGACUUGGCUUUUUACUGCAGAGUGAAAAGAAUGCUGCAGACAACUUCAGCUUCUGACCUUUUAAAGAAGGGCAUUGACACACCUUUUGAACUUAAAACACUUAAGAGGACUUGCAUCUUCCCGAGGUGUCUUGCAGUCUUUGCACCGCACUGGAGCAGAACACAAACACCAAAUCCAAGGCAAGUGAAGUUCAGUCCAGUGACUGGCAGCUUCCUGCAAUGAAAGAAGAUGACGAAGCUAGCUUAGACAUUAGCUUAGAUGGUUUCUGCUUCCCAACUCAUCAAACACGACCAUGCCCCUAAAGCAGGUUUCAGUCUUGGGAGGGAAGUCACCAACUGAUAAAAUCAAAUCGACUGCUACCUUGGUUUUUGUAUGUCUGCGCUUUCGAAGGAUACGUUUUUUGACAAAUUAUUGCCAAACCGAGACUUACUUUAACAAGUCAAUUUGCUGCCUAUCGUUCUGCGGAAUCGAGUGCCCAAACGAAGCAUCUCGGCAUUGGUGUCUCGGGUUCUGUGAAGAAUGGAAGUGUUUUUUGUUUUUUUUUUAGAGUUGGGACGCAUUCAUCAUUAUUCUGCGUGUGCGGGUGUUUUUUUUUUUUUGUUUGCUCAUAAUUUUAUUUGUUCAUAAUUUGCACGCAGACCAAUUGACAACUCUGUACAGUAAUCCCUCACCACUUUGUGCUUCAAAUUUUACGGCUCCAAUCUAUCAUGGUUGUUGAAAAAUAUUUUAAUUCAUAAAUCAUCCCUGUUUUGUGGUUGAAUACGACCUAUUAGUAGUACAAAAAAAGCAUUUAAGCAUCAAAAUGGGUCAAUGAAAUAAAACAGACAUGUUGUAAUAUAUAGUAUUCUACACUGGUCCCUAGGUGUCAGUAAUGUUAGCAGGAAGUACAAAAAGAACAAGGAACUCUCCCAAUGCUAAUGCGCGUGAGUUUUUAUUAUGUCUUAUUUAUGUCUUAUUAUGUCUACUAUAUUGGGUAAUAGGAGUGUAAAAGUGACUAUAGGGGUGUUAUGUAUAUAUGUGUUAUGUCAAGUCGAGAGGGCUCUAAUGGUAAAAAAUGUAUUUAGAAAGUUGUGAUCUAACAAUGAAAAGAUUCCAUUUGUAAAGAAGGAAUCCUACUUUGUGGAAAUUCACUUGUUACGGUUCGGUCUGGAACCAAUGAAUCACGGUAAGCGGGGGAUCACUGUAUGAGCCGUUCAAGUGCACUGCGUAUUUCGUAGUGUUCAGAUGAUUUUUCAAGUUUUGUGCAUCUGCAACUGGACUUGAGGUCUGCCAAUGAGCCAGUAACGGUAUCUCCUCCUCCAAUUUUCACAGAAACAUGCAUUAACCUAAUGUCAUUGAAAAGACAUUUCAUUUGGAACAUGCUUGAUUCAUUUGAAACACUUUUUUUUUAGCUUUUAAGUGUUAAAAAGUGAAGGCGAACAAAGGCCAACCCCUAACCCGCCACGGUCCGGCAGCGAAAUGACACACCCAACUCCAACUGGGACUUAAAAUCGCAUACUUUUUAUACUGGGUUCAGGUCUUCAAAGUGUAGGGGCACUGCCCCCAGUGGUUUGUUGGUGUUUGCUGAGUUGGGAUGACAGGACAUCUUUUUGUCAAAUGCACUGUUGCUGUCUGAAAUGCGGAUCUUAAAACAUAACCAGCUUUCCCCACAUGGCCUGAGUGGGCUCAACGGCGUUGAAGUCCGUCAGUAGGCAGUAGUGUUGAUUUGUGUGAACGCACAGCACGCAAGUCCAAAGAAAACCAGGUCCGGUCCUGACCCCGCGACUAAGAUGGAGGAAUCUGUCGGUGGUACAGCUGGUAGAACAUCCCAGAAUAGACCGCCGGCAGCUCCUCCAUGGUGAGGUCGAUGUGCUGGAAGCCGCGCUCCAGGCCGUGGAGCAGCAGCUUGGCCACGCGCGACGUGAUGGGCGUGGUCUCGGCGGUCCGGGCCAGCUCGGCCAGGCCGAGCCACUCGCAGCGCAGACACUCGUGGGUGCAGAAGUUGAUGCGGUAGCUGAGCGGGCUGAGGCGGCAGAUGAUGUACAUGUCGGACACGCCGAAAGCGCCCGGGUGCCGGUGCUGCUGCCGGAUGCUCAGCAGGGAUCGGAACUCGGAGCGAACGCCCGUUUCCUCAAAGACUUCCCGCACCGCCGUCACUCCUGUAUGGUGAAAAAGAGUGGCGUUCAUGUCUAUUUUUCUAACAACUACGAUACUAAAGCUGCUUUAAACGUGUAUGAAUGGACGGUAACUCUUUCUUUGCAUGCAUCGUAUGCACUUCCAAUGAAUGUACUCCAUAAUCCAGCAAGCUGGGUUAGCCGGUACUGUAUUAGCUGCUUGCUAAGAGACUCACCGAUAUUCUCUCCUGGAUCUGACAAACCGCCGGGAAACUUCCAAGCAUUCAGACUCUGACAAAAAACAAAGUUGGAGAUAAUUAUUGAUAAAUUUGUAGUGGCUAAAGGCUUCGUUGCGCUACCCUGUUAGAGCUCUUUGGCUUAAAAUUCUCUGCCAAAACGCUAGGGGGCAGAGUUUUUCUAGCUGACUAGCUGUUUAGUUUCCUGUGUAAUAGUCAUCGUGAGCAGUGGCAGUUUUAUGGUGGGAAAACUGUUGAAUCGCCAUUGAGUUUUUUUGGAGGUGAGCGUCAAGCUCCGCCCGCCAGAGGGUUUGAAGGUCGACGCAAUAGCAUCGUGAAGCCUUCACGCUACAUGGGACGUGUCAAAACAAGAGCACUAUGGAUUUUGAAUCCUAUUAAGACCCGAUUGAGUCAAGUGUCAAACCUUUCAGGGACUACUGCUCUAUGACCAAUCAAGAAUUCUAUUUAUUGUUACGGAUUCUCAAGCUGUUAUCUGUGAGGUCACAUGAUGCAUGCAUGCAGUUUUGGCCUCAAUUUUGAUCAGACUUUCAGGGAUGAAGGGGCCGUAUUGGUUUUUCGCAAGGCAUUCAACAAGGUCAAGGGUUAAAUCAACACAACCUGUGCCGCUGUUCUGCCAAUUACAGUCUUGCAAAAAAGUGUUUGCACCCUCCCUUGACUUCUUUUUUUUUUUUGCAUGUUUUGCAACUUAAACGUUUCAGAUCAUCAAAGAAAUGUAAGUAUUAUUUAAUGACAACGCAACUGGACACAAAAUGCAGUUUUUAAAUGAAACUUUUUAUUAUUAAGGGAGAAAAAAAAUCCAAAGCUACAUGGCCCUGUGUGAAAAAGCGAUUGCCCCCUAAAGCUAAUAAGUGGUUGGGCCCCCCCUUAGCAGCAACAACUGCAAUCAAGCGUUUGUGAUAACUUGCAAUGAGUCUCUUACAGCGCUGGGGAGGAACUUUGUAGAAUUGUUGUCAUUCAGCCACAUUGGAGGCUUUUCCAGCAUGAAGCGCCUUUUUAAGGUCAUGCCACAGCAUCUCAAUAGGCCACUCCAAAGUCUUCAGCCAAUCAGAGGUGGACUUGCUGGUGUGUUUUGGAUCAUUGUCCUGCUGCACAACCCAAGUUGCUUUCAGCUUGAGGUCACCAACAGAUGGCCGGACAUUCUCCUUCAGCAGAAUUCAUGGUUCAAUUUAUCACAGCAAGUCUUCCAGGUCCUGAAGCAGCAAAACAGCCCCAGACCAUCACACUACCACCACCAUAUUUUACUUUUGGUAUGAUGUUCUUUUUCUGAAAUGUGGCGUUACUUUUACGCCAGAUGGGACACACCUUCCACUGUGAUUCGCUGGAGUCCCAAAGCUUUAAAAAUAGCUUUAACCUUUUCCACACUUUCCAUACAUCUCAAUUCAUCUCAGUUAUGUUUUAACAUUUUCUCCCUUAAUAAUAAGUUUCAUUUAAAAACUGCAUUUUGUGUUCAGCUGUGUUGUCAUUGACUCAUAUUUAAGCUUGUUUUCACACUUUUUCACACCAUUGUAGGUACAGCUUGUUAGCAUGUCUACAUGUGUUGCUUUACUAAAUAUCAAAGCGGCAAAGUUGCAUCCUUUGAUUUUUCACUAUGUGGCCCUCACUGGAAGAAGUUUGGACACUCCCGCUUUAAGACCAUUGUUUUAGCUUCACUAUUGUUCCGCAUCAAAGCAAGAAGCCUUCUCGUUUUGAAAGCUAUCCAACAGAAGACGGUCAAGCGGUCAGGCAGAAUUUUCCACCAUUUGCUAUUUAGUAGCGUCCUUCUUAAAAUGAAUGAAGAGUUCAUAGAAAGUGAAUAUCAAAGUCUCCUGUUGCAGCUUCUAGAUAUUUAGUGGCUUGAAUGCACGUGUUCAGUGGGUGGCUGGAGAUGGACGUAUGUGGGAAGAUGUGAGGAGUGUCUCUUCCCUCCGAAAACACGUUUCACCACUUACCCCCGAUAUUUAAUACCACAAAAUGCUGCUGGUUCAAUGAUACUGUCGGUGUGUGCGUGAGAGUAUAGAUAUUAUUUUUGUAUACAGCGCAGAAAUGUAAACGACAUGGUAGAUUUGUACAAGGAACACAAAUGCACCAUUUUUAUUUUUGAUGUGUCUUCAACUGAAAAGGCUUUGUUACUGCUGGAGAUGUUCCACGUGUGCCAGAAAGGAAGAACAAUAAAAAACAUACUUUGUGACACUGAAAGCACAGCGUUUUUGUUCUUCUUGGGGAUUUGGAUGAAAGGAUGGAUGAGUGUUGCAGUUUUGUCUUUUUACUUUACUUUUUACUGUUUUGUCUUUUUACUUUACUUUUUACUUUCACUUUUUAGCAUGGCGUGAGUUGCUUCAUGUAUUUUUGUUCUUUAUUCAUGUACUAAUAUUUUCCUUCAUUUUGCAGCCAAUAAUGCACGGACAUUAAGUACAAAAUGGUAGCUUAUCCAAGACUACAUAUACUAUGUAUACAA